AAGUUACCGUUUUAAAGUUUUCAAAAUUUAGUUUUAGAGUGUUUAAUAAAUGUUUAUCUUGUUCGGCCUGCUACCUAAGGUGUGACGUCACUACGCAGUGAUUGGCUUUUUUUUUCUUCGUGGCCUGGCAACCAGAAGAGGCUUUGGAAAACAGACAGAGCUUCUUGAUAGCAUCCACUCCGUUCUCUGGGAAGACUUGACAUUUUCAAUCCCACCAUGUCUUCAAGGACUCUACCGCUGCUCUUCAUUAAUCUGGGUGGAGAAAUGUUGUAUAUUCUGGACCAGCGACUUCGAGCUCAGAAUAUACCGGCUGACAAGGCUAAGAAAGUUAUGAAUGACAUCAUCACCACCAUGUUCAAUAAAAAGUUCUUGGAGGAGCUUUUUAAACCACAGGAGCUUUAUUCCAAGAAGGCCCUGAGAACCGUGUUCGACAGGCUGGCCCAUGCAUCUAUAAUGAGACUCAACCAAGCUAGCAUGGACAAGCUUUACGACCUGAUGACCAUGGCUUUCAAGUAUCAGGUGCUCCUCUGUCCCAGACCGAAGGACAUUCUCCUCGUCUCCUUCAACCACAUGGAUGCAAUCAAAGACUUUGUUAAAGAUACUCCCAGCAUUCUCAGCCAAGUUGAUGAAACUUACCAACAGCUCAUAGAGAUGUACACAACGUUAUCUAAUGGAGAGUUCCAGCUGAUUAGACAAACGCUUCUUAUCUUUUUUCAAGACAUGCACAUACGGGUUUCAAUUUUCUUGAAGGACAAAGUUCAGAACUCCAAUGGUCGCUUUGUUCUUCCCACUAGUGGACCGGUACCGCAUGGAACGCAAGUCCCUGGUCUGAUAAGGAUUUUUAGCUGCACCGGUGAGGAGCAGACCAGACUGCAGUUCAACAAUGGAGGAAACUACACUUCAGCCAUUCGAGAAGGAUCUUUUGAGAUUUUUGGAGACCGAGUCACAAAGUUAGGCACAAACAUGUAUAGUGUAAGCCGCCCCGUGGAAACUCAUAUGUCGGGUACUUCUAAAAAUUCUGCUCAGCACACAAAGGUCAACACCGCUCCAAACCCUCUGGCCAAAGAGGAGCUGAAUAUGUUGGCCAGACUGAUGGGAGGCUUGGAGGUUCAGAAAGCAGGAAGCUCAGACAGCGGCUUCCGCGUAAAUCUGUUUGCCACAGACGAGGAAGAAGAAGAAGCGCUGAUUACAAGACCUGACGAGCUCUCAUAUGGAGUCAUAAACAUCCAAGCUACAAAGGACCAGCAGGUCAGCGCAGAAUUGACAAAGAUCAUGGGGGAGUUCACGGACUCUGGACAUCAGUCUCCCAGUUCAAGCAACAAAGGAGACGACCUUUUGGCUAUGAUGGACGAUCUGUGACAAAUUUAGCUCGGGCAGAAACACCUAUAGGGUUGCAAUGGAUUCCAGAAAAAAGUGCACAUUACUGAGGUUGAGUUUGCGGUCUGAAACUGCUAAAGCACUGCCAAAGUGUUACACGCACCCAAAGGACUUUCUUCUUCGGGUGCUUUUAGAAUGCAGGUAUGACAGUCAGAUCGUUGGUUACAUAUUUUAUUUAACAACAAACGGGUGAGGAAAGAAUUAAACUGAGUUUAGUUUCUAGCAGUUUGAAUCUGAGACAUGUUAAAGUGGUAAAGAUCAAAUCUGUCAUUGUGUUUAUAUGUUAAUAGGAAAGAAUAUCUUGAUAUUAUAUCAUGAACCAAAUAUUUAUUUAAAAUCUGUUGUAUAUUAAAUGCACUUUGCAGACAUAAAUAUUUGGAGUAUUGACAAUUUUCAGACCAAGAUAAUUGUUUUUACAUUAGUUAAAUUUUGCACAAUAAAAAUUCAGUUUCAAAGGAUUUUGUUACAAAACUUAUGUCUGAUCAUCACUUUACAGUAUAUGUUAUGGUCACCUUCAACAGUGUGAUGCCCCUGAGACAAAAAACUUCAUCAUAUUUACCUCUCUGUUAGAAACUCUUUGUGUUAUCGACUCCAGACAUGUGGGGCAAAAAGUAUUUAUUCAGCCACCAAUUGUGCAAGUUCUCCAACCUAAAAAGAUGAGAGGUCUGUCAUUUCAAUAGAUAUACCUUAACCAUGAGAGACAAAAUUAGAAAAAAAUAAAUAACAGAAAAAUCACAUUGUCUGAUUUUUAAGAAUUUCUUUGAAAAUUAAGGUGGUAAAUAAGUAUUUAGUCAAUAACAAAAGUUCAACUCAAUACUUUGUUAUAUAUCAUUUGUUGGUAAUGACAGCAAUAAAACAUCUUCUGUAAAUCUUCACAAGAUUGCUGGUAUUUUGCUCCAUUCCUCCAUCCAGAUCUCCUCUAGAGCAGUGAUGUUUUGGGGCUGUCGCUGGACAACACAGACUUUCAACUCCCUCCAAAGAUUUUCUAUGAGGUUGAGAUUUGGAGACCGGCUAGGCCACUCCGUGACCUUAAAAUGCUUCUUCUGAAGGCACUCCUUCAUGACAAGCAGUGUGUUUGGGAUCAUUGUCCGGCUGAAAGACCCAGCCACGGUUCAUCUUCAAUGCUGAUGGAAGGAGGUUUUCUCUCUAAAUCUGACGAUCCAUUUAUUCUUUCCUUUUCCCGGAUCAGUUGUUCUGGUCCCUUUGCUGUAAAACAACCCCAAAGCAUGAUGCUUCCACCCCCAUGCUUUACAGUAAGUAUCGUAUUUUUUGGAAUGAAACUCUGCAUUCUUUCUCCUCCAAACAAUAAAGUUCUUACCAAAAAGUUCUAUUUUAGGACAAUCUCCCAAUCCUCUUCUGGAUCAUCCAAAUGCUCUCUAGCAAACUUUAGACAGACCUGCACAUGUACUGACUUUAGGAGGGGGAGACGUCUGUCACUGUGGGGUUUGCAGUGUGUUACUGAUGGUAACAUUUGUUACUUUGGUCCCAGCUCUCUGCAGGUCAUUCACUAGGUCCCCCGUGUGAUUCUGGGACUUUUACUCUCCGUUCUGGUGAUCAUUGUGACCCCACAGGGUGAGAUCUUGCGGGGAGCCCCAGAUGGAAGGAGAUUAUCAGUGAUCUUCUUCCAUUUCCUAACAAUUGCUCCUACAGUUGAUUUCUUCACACCAAGCUGUUUAUUGCAGAUUCAGUCUUCCAAGCCUGGUGCAGGUCAACAAUUGUGUUUCUUGUGUCCUUAGACAGCUCUUUGGUCUUGUUCAUAGUGGAGUUUGGAGUGUGACUGUUUGAGGUUGUGAACAGGUGUAUUUUAUAUAGAUAACAAGUUCAAACAGGUGCCAUUAAUACAGGUAACGAGUAGAGGACAGAAGAUCCUCUUACAGAAGAAGUGACAGGUCUGUGAGAAACAGAAAUCUAGCUUGUUUGUAGGUGAACAAAUACUUAUUUUACAAAUAAAUCCUUUAAAAAUCAAAUUUUCUGUUUUUUUCCCUCAUUUUGUCUCUCAUAGUUGAGGUAUACAUAUGAUGAGAAUUACAGACCUCUCUCAUCUUUUUAAAUGGAAGAACUUGCACAAUUGAUGACUGAAUAAAUAUUUUUUUGGCUCACUGUACAUCCCCAUUUUAGUUUAUAUUCAGGUUUUUCCAUAUGUUUAUUUAAAGGUAUGUUAGACACAUGAGAAUUUUUAGCAUGUGAUUAAAUAAGAAUCUGAGAUCAUUCUUUGUGUUUUCUCUAAGUCAUAAAUGCUUUUUUAUUCAAAUAAGUUUUUCAGCAUCAUGAACGUAUACACUGACAAGGCUACAUCUUAAAGGACACUGUCCACUCCCCAACUAACAUAGCUUAUCUGUGAAUACUGAGGUGUGACUGAGGUUUCUCCUUAUUACAAUUUUAUAAUACAUCAUAAGGACAAUAUUUUUGAUGCAAACUAUUUAUUGAACAUGUAUACACAAUGUAUUAAAAUUUACGAGGAUUGGAAAGUGUUA
This is a messenger RNA of Oryzias melastigma (Indian medaka), 3851 nucleotides long. RefSeq names its product organic solute carrier partner 1b (gene oscp1b). The record is from RefSeq and is a predicted model, not a curated record. Gene Ontology annotation, cellular component: cytoplasm; plasma membrane. Bases 217 to 1359 code for a protein of 380 amino acids. Lineage: Eukaryota; Metazoa; Chordata; Actinopteri; Beloniformes; Adrianichthyidae. Gene Ontology annotation, biological process: transport. The transcript has 10 exons.